AAAAUAUUACAUAUUUUAAAAUUAAAAAAAAAAAAAAGAAAUUGUUCUGCCUUCCCUUGUGACUGUGCAUCGGCGGAACAACAGGGAGUUUCAACUCCCUAACAUGCCAACCAGCAACCCAACAAGCCACAAACACGACGCGACACCAGCAGGAGCAGACAUGGACUUCAGCGGCACCUGGAAAGUGUAUUUGGAGCAAAACCUGGAGGAGUUCAUGAAGGCAAUGGGUGCGCCCCAAAUGGUCAUCAAGAUGCGCAAGGAUGUCAAGCCACUGAUUGUGUUCGAGCAGAAGGGCGACGCUUGGACUUACACGUUUAAGACCCCCAAAUUUACCAAGACGCACUCCUUCUGCAUCGGCAAGGAGACGGAAAUUACUUCGGUGGACGGCAGGAAGUUCAAAUGCGUUGUCAGGGAGGAGAACGGGAAGCUGAUUACCGAGGCUGACAAAUUCACCUCUGUACGAGAAAUCCAAGGGGAGGACAUGGUUGAGACGGUCACAACUGGUUCUGUGACUUACGUCUGCAGAAGCAAGCGAGUGUGACGUCAUCAUUCAUCAGCAACCACCAGAAUUAAAAGGAAGACAUUAAUACGAUUAAACAUGGAUCAUUAAACAG
Molecule: messenger RNA, 614 nt
Organism: Hippocampus comes (tiger tail seahorse)
Lineage: Eukaryota; Metazoa; Chordata; Actinopteri; Syngnathiformes; Syngnathidae
Product: fatty acid-binding protein, liver-like
Exons: 4
Coding region: 104-541 (145 amino acids)
Molecular function (GO): lipid binding
Source: RefSeq, a predicted model, not a curated record